Molecule: messenger RNA, 682 nt
Organism: Caenorhabditis elegans
Lineage: Eukaryota; Metazoa; Nematoda; Chromadorea; Rhabditida; Rhabditidae
Gene: M60.4
Product: MARVEL domain-containing protein
Exons: 4
Coding region: 1-489 (162 amino acids)
Source: RefSeq, marked reviewed
AUGCCAAUCAUCACCACAACUACCCGUACCACGCGCACCUAUCACACCACCUCCAAUGGAUCUCCAGCAAUGGGCGAGAUUUCAUUGAACACUCACUACCUCUCCACCAACCGUGGAAUUAUCAAGAUCCUCCAAAUUAUUGCAGGAUUCAUCAUCUGCUCCCUCCUCUGUAGUCAGUGGUACGGAGGACGUUCCUGCUUCGGCGAGGGUCGUCUCGGUUUUUCCUCUGGACUCAACUUUGUCUGCGUCAUUGUCAACAUCGUUCUCUUCAUCCUGAACUUCCUCAACAUCAGAGCCUGGGGACUGGAAAGAAUCUACACCGUUAUUUGCACUAUCCUCUUCCUCAUCGCAUCCAUCCUCAUCGUCUGGUUCGUCAUCGAGGUCAACUCGUCCCGUGGAUGGCUCAUUGCGAGUGCCGUGCUCAUUAUCGUCCAGUUCUUCUUGUUCUUGUGGGAUCUCAAGAUUCUCCAGGGAGAAUCCCCAAAUUAGAUGAUAACUUUUCCUUGACUGCCAACGACUUUGCUUUUUGAACUGUAUCUACCUGUCAUUACCAUGUAAUCAAAAUGCAUUUCUUGCAUAAUUUUCCAUUCAAAUUUCUCGACGUUUUGUAUUCAUAUUCCAUAUUUUGUGUAAUUGCAAUUUCGAUUUCAAUUUUGACCAAAUAAAUUUUGUAUAAAUCAAA